AUGCCUCCUAUACGACCAGCCCUCACACGCCCAACAAUCCACGACCUCUCGCACUUCCUCUUCUCCACCCCACAAUCGCGCUCCCGCUGUGUCGCCCGAUUCUCGACCCCCAAACCCAAACACCUACUCGCAACUAUACCCACAUCCCGCAAAUUCUCACCUCCCCCCAUCUCCCCACAAGCAUCCCCCAAACCGCGCACACACGACCGCGGCCCAGCCUCCACCGAAGACACGCAAACGGACUUCUCGUCGCUCGACGUCCUCGGCAAUACGCCCGUGCCUAGCACAAGCAUCGAUGCGUGCGCGUGGGAUGGCUUCCAUCUGAACAGCGGCGUGAAGGUGGUGGGUGGCAAGGGCGUGCUGCUUGUUAAUGGCGAGGCGUUUGGGUGGUGUCCUUGGGAGGCUGAGGGGGGUGUUGCGGGGGAGGGGGGAAAGGAGAAGAGGUUGGUCAAUGCGAAAGGGCAGUUUGAGGUGGGGGAGGCGGCUUGGGGGGUUUUGGGGUUGGUUUGGCCUAAGCCUGAUUUAUUGAUCUUGGGACUGGGGAAGGAUAUGAGGCCUAUUAGCCCGAAAACGAGACAGUAUAUUCAGAGCCUAGGGAUUAGGGUUGACAUACAGGAUACGAGAAAUGCGGCUGCGCAGUUUAAUCUGCUUGCUAUGGAACGGGGGGUUGGGAGUGUGGCUGCUGCGUUGAUACCAUUGGGGUUUAGGGAGGGUGUUGGUGUUCAAUGA
Lachnellula hyalina is the source of this 729-nucleotide messenger RNA. It is a transcript of the gene ndufaf3, whose product is annotated as NADH dehydrogenase [ubiquinone] alpha subcomplex assembly factor. Gene Ontology annotation, biological process: mitochondrial respiratory chain complex I assembly. Gene Ontology annotation, cellular component: mitochondrial inner membrane. Bases 1 to 729 code for a protein of 242 amino acids. The transcript has 2 exons. Lineage: Eukaryota; Fungi; Ascomycota; Leotiomycetes; Helotiales; Lachnaceae. The record is from RefSeq and is a predicted model, not a curated record.